UACACAUAGAGAUGUAUAUGUAGGCUCUGUGUUGUAUAUGUGUGCGUGUGUAUAUAUGUGUGUGUGUGUAUGUGUAUGUGCGUGUGUGCGUUUAGGUUUAAAUGCGGCUAGGUGUUCAGCUUAAUCUUUUUUGGAUGAACACUGCAGGCUACGAAGUUGAAGUGAAUGAAAAUAUUUCAUUGUUCCAGCAGGAACAUUGACGUUACUAUCAUUUACCACGUAUUCCCCUGAUGAAUCAUCGACAUUAUUGUCGUCUAAAUCGUAUUCGACAGUGAGAUCAACGAAUCCAUGGGAUUUUUAUUAUACCAUUAGAAAACUAAAUUCUACGAAAAGGAGGAUACAGAUCGAGAAGUUAUGAUUUUACUGAUUAUAACAAAACAGAUCAUAAAAUAAGGAACUUCGUAAAAAUUGUUUUAAAGACUGUUCGAAACGAUUUGCACGGUAAGAUCGAAACGAGUUAAGUCAAAUUAUAUAAUCACGGAGUGGUGACAGUGUUACUGAUGUAGCUACAUCAUCGAUGACCUUCAUAAGCGGCUGUCUACAUUCGCAACAGACACUUAGGAAGGAGAUGAGUUUGCCCCAGGGAAAUUGAAGAUUGAAAGAGGAAGGAAUUUCUAAUAAAGUUGAAAACAAGACAAAAAAAAAUUAUCGCUGAAGAAGAAGAAGAAGGAAAUGCAAGAGAUCCUUUCUAUCGAUCAAGGCUGAGCUUUGUGAUCUUCAGUGGUUGAAGAGGAUGACGGUCACUUAUACUGCUGAGGUCGCUACCUGCCGUGGUCUUGGUUGCUUCCUUAAAUUAUUACUAAGAUGGAGAGCGAGUAUAUACAAAUUGGUAUGGUUAGAUCUGGCCUUAUUUUUAUUCAUUUAUUAUUCAUUAUCAAGUAUCUACCGAUUGAUACUGGAUGACGAGCAAAAGAAAAUAUUUGAAGCUGUGGUGGCCUAUUGCAAUCAGUAUAGCGAUCUUAUACCAUUAUCCUUUGUAUUAGGAUUUUACGUUAGUAUAGUUAUGACAAGAUGGUGGAAUCAAUACAUGGUUAUACCUUGGCCUGACUCUAUAGCUGUAUUUGUAUCGGCAACUAUUCAUGGUAACGAUGAGAGAGGUCGAUUGAUGCGUCGUACUAUAGUAAGAUACGUAUGCGUUUGUUUGACCUUGGUUCUAACAAACGUAUCACCAAGAGUGAAGAAACGUUUCCCAACGUUGGAACACUUCGUUGAUACUGGAUUACUAUUGGAGAAUGAACUCUCGAUAUUUCAAAGUUUAAAUGCGAAGUUUCCUAAACCUAGCAAACAUUGGUUACCAAUCGUCUGGGCCUCGAGUAUAGUAACCAGGGCUAGAAAAGAAGGUCGUAUACGCGACGAUUUUGCUGUUAAAACGUUGAUAGACGAGUUGAACAAGUUCCGCGGAAUGUGUGGAAAUCUUAUACAUUAUGAUACCAUAAGUGUACCAUUGGUUUACACUCAGGUGGUUACAUUGGCCGUUUACACGUAUUUUUUGACAAGCGUUAUGGGGAGACAAUGGAUCCAAACAUCAACCUCGUCCACUAUCGAUGUUUAUUUCCCCGUAUUCACGACUCUACAGUUUUUCUUUUACAUGGGUUGGCUAAAGGUCGCUGAAACUUUGAUAAAUCCUUUUGGCGAGGACGACGAUGAUUUCGAAGUUAAUUGGAUAAUCGAUCGUAACUUACAGGUGAGUUAUCUGAUCGUCGACGAGAUGCAUCACGAGCAUCCAGAAUUGAUAAGGGAUCAGUAUUGGGACGAAAUAUUUCCAACUGAGUUACCGUACACUGCGGCCUCUCAACCAUUCCGUGAGGAACAUCCUGAACCAUCAACAGCAGGUAUACAAUUGUCGGCUGCUCAACAAGAACUCCAACCGUCCUCCGUUAGAAUAGACGAGAUGGUACCGGAUUAUCAACAAAAAUUUCGCAAUGACGUUGCCGACGACGCCGUAUCCGGAAUACAUUUUACUGCCGACGGGAAAUUGUCCAGAAGUGCUACCACUGCUAAAAUGUCAAGAAGUGCCAGUAGAGUGAGUAAUCGUGACCGCACGUUUAACACUGGAUCAACGCCAAGUAACUUGGGUGGUUCGCUGACCAGGGUCAACAGUGUAACCAGUAUGUUAAAGAGAUUAUUCAGUAAGGAGGAUAGACCGGAUGGUACAUCGAGUGGUACCAAAACACCCGGUAGAAUUCCGCACUCUAGUUCUUCAGCAUCUUUGCAAGCAAGAGUAUUUGCUGGUACAGGUGGCUCGACUAGGAUCGGCGUUAUAGAAGAGGUUGACGAACAGAUGACGAUGACGUCGAUGAGACCAGAACACAGGCCACACGUACAAAGUAUUUUCCCUCAAGGACCACCACCAGCUAGUGCACCAGUCGACGUACCUGGCGCUGAUCAUACCAGAACAAGAGAUGUAUUUUCUAACAGUGCACCUGCCACUGCUCAUCUCACUACAGCUGAUGGUAGCAACGGCAAUGGUCACGAUUUCGAGAACGGCAAUAAAUAUCCCAUUGUUAGGAGAGAGAGAUCCAGUAUCAGUUACGAGCCUUCGAGGAGUUAUCAGAGUACCACGAUAGGCGAUGGCAUGAUCAGCCCUAGAAGUUCAAUAUGUUCGACGAACAGUAGUUCCGACGACGAGUUUACCAAAUUGAAAAUAGAAAGGGAAAAUCAAAGACGUGAAAAGGCGUUCAGACGAUUAGCUAGAAGUAUUAGCGGCCAUGGUAACAUACUCUCUAACGAAGCAAGAAAUUUAACAGAAAACGAAGUACUUUUGUUAGCGGAAUUAGCGGACGCAUCGAGACUCUCGUUGGUACCAAGAGAUAACGAUGAUAAGGGGAACGAAAUUGCUAAGGUUUAAGUGAAUCCGUAUGUUUAGCUGAUUUUUUUUUCUUUUUCUUUUCUUUUCUUUUCUUUUCUUUUCUUUUGCAAACUUUCGCCUCUAUUUGUUGUGUGAGAUCGAGCGUAUCUAUUCUAAUGUGUAUGUAUGUGCGUGCGUGUGGAUUCUUCACAGUUACUGUAAUCGAGUGUGAUGACAGAAAGAGAAAGAAAGAGAGCGAGAGAGAAAGUUUUUAUUAACAUUCCGAUAAAAGAAGACAAAACACGUAGCUUUGAGACCGUAUGCUGACUUUAAUGGCGGCGAGAGAUCUCUAAUAAGAUUUAUUAGAAUUACUAGAAAUAAUUUACUUUUUAGAAACCUUUUUUUUUCGGCUGUGUAUUGACCUACAUACAUACAUACAUAUAUAUAUAUAUAUAUAUAUAUAUAUAUAUAUAUAUACACUUAGUGAUCAUUGCAAAGAAAAAAAAAAAAAAAAAAUCAUUUUCAUAAUAGGACGACAAUAAUUAAGAAAGAACGGUGCCACGUGUGACUUACUUUUAUAUAUUAGUUUUCUUAUAAUCAAUGGACCCUAAAGAUAAUUAAAUAAUUAAUUAAUUAAUUAAUAUUUAUCGAGUUUACGACAUCGUCAUUUCUUUCUUUUUUUUUUCUUUCUUUGUUUCCGUUUCAUUUUUUUUUUUUAAACGCACAACAAACGAAAGUAUUGCGUCAACGAUUAUCAUCUCAAAGUGCCUAUCCAACGUGCCUAACUGAAAGAUCGAUAAUGGGCACACGAAAUGACAAUGGUUCAUUGAUAUUUCUCAUAUACCGUAAAAAUUCAAACGGCUUUGUAUAUUUAAGAAAGAAGACGACGUUUAAAUUACACUCUGCAAUCUUAUUAAUUACGGAUGAAACUGUCUACAUGCUUUAUUACUUCGAACGGUGUUUUACAUGUUUGAAAGAAGAAGAAGAA
This is a messenger RNA of Vespula vulgaris, 3776 nucleotides long. RefSeq names its product bestrophin-4-like. Gene Ontology annotation, molecular function: chloride channel activity. The transcript has 12 exons. NCBI's taxonomy places the organism in Eukaryota, Metazoa, Arthropoda, Insecta, Hymenoptera, Vespidae. The record is from RefSeq and is a predicted model, not a curated record. The coding region runs from base 734 to 2848 and encodes 704 amino acids.